Amaranthus tricolor (Joseph's coat) is the source of this 2617-nucleotide messenger RNA. RefSeq lists its product as uncharacterized. The transcript has 7 exons. NCBI's taxonomy places the organism in Eukaryota, Viridiplantae, Streptophyta, Magnoliopsida, Caryophyllales, Amaranthaceae. The record is from RefSeq and is a predicted model, not a curated record. Gene Ontology annotation, molecular function: DNA binding. The coding region runs from base 288 to 2180 and encodes 630 amino acids.
AUUUGGGUUAGAAAAACAUAAGCCUAAAAACGACCAAAUGGUUGCGUUAGGGACCAUACAAACAAACCCAAAAUCUUGUUCUUCCUAUCUUCAGUUUCUUGGGUUUCUUCCCACUUCCUCUCUUUCGUUCACUUCAAUUCUUCAUAUUCCCUUUCCUUUUAUCUCUAAUUCAACUUUCUUUCUCUAUAGAGUGUCAUCCUGAUUCUGAAGUAUUAAACUUCAAUGGAAAAUUGGCGACCAUUACUUUCUUUCUGGAAUCUUCUAGAAUCUUACUGAAUGAGCUCCCCAUGUCUUCACUUGAUAUUGCUAUUACACAGUCUUCCUUCCAGAAGUGUUUUGCUCAUUCAAGGCUGCACUCUUUUAUCAAAGGUACAAUACCCAAGUGUUCCUUAUCACAGCUUGAGGAUAGAUGGGCAUCAUUUCGGAUUUCCUUUAAGAAUACAGGGGACUUGAACUCCAACUGGAGUCAUUCCUAUAAGAGGUCACAUCAUAUGUUUCUGGUUAAAGCUGUUGCUACUCUUGAGCUUAGUUCUUUAACUCCAAAAUGUCUGGUCCAACGUAAAGGUGAAGAAAAGGAAAACAAUGUCGUCUUAUCAACUGAAGAACAACAGAGCUCAGUUCUUGAUAGUACAACAAGUAAAGAAUCAGAGGAAGUUGAUGAGAAAGAAAAGUUGAGACGCAUGCGUAUUUCAAAAUCAAAUAAGGGGAACACGCCGUGGAAUAAAGGCAGAAAGCAUAGUCCUGAAACUCUUCGACGUAUCAAGGAGAGGACCAAACUUGCAAUGCAGAACCCUAAGGUGAAAAUGAAGUUGUUAAAUAAUGUUGGUCAUGUACAAAGUCGUCAGACAAGGGAAAAAAUUGCAGUUGGAGUGCGAAUCGGCUGGAGAAAACGUCGUGAAAAGUUGUCGCUUCAGGAAAAUUGCCUUUUUGAUUGGCAGAACUUGAUUGCUGAAGCUGCUCGAAAAGGUAACCUAGAGGAGGAAGAGUUGCAGUGGGAAUCGUACGAGAUUAUAAACGAACGCUUGAAGCAAGAGUGGGUGGCCAGCAUUGAACAUAGGAAAACAAUGCCCGGACCCAAAGCUAGCAAGAGAGCACCCAAAUCUUUAGAACAACGGAGAAAAAUUGCCGAGGCCAUUGCUGCUAAAUGGGCGGAUCCUGAAUACCGUUCGAGGGUGUCCUCCGGGAUGGCUAAAUAUUACGAAUCAGCAGAUGGGGCUGAGAGAAAGGUGAAGAGGAAAUCAAGUAGUCGAUCACAAACCCCGAGAACUCCUAAGAAGAAGCUCAGUAGUGCAGAAAGAUUGAUUGUAAUUGAAAGGAAGGUAAAGAACCAAUCAUCGAAAUUGAAGAAAAGGACCGCUCCCAAGUACAAGGAUCCUUUGGCAAGCUCCAAACUGGAAAUGUUGAAGAACAUAAGGGCACAAAGGGUGGCAUCCGAAGCAAGUAAGAACGAAGCUGUGGAACGAGCAAAGCUCCUGAUAGCCAAAGCACGAAAGGCUGCCAAGGCCCUCGAGAUCGCUGCACUGAAAAGCCCGGUUGCUCAAGCUUCCCUCGUUGAGGCAAGAAAUCUUAUUGCUGAAGCAACUCGAUCUAUUGAAUCAAUAGUAAACGAAAAGGUUGCUUCAGGAGAGAAUCUAACAUUAGGGAAAAUUAUUCAUGCCGAGAAGGAUGAAAAUUCGAGUGUAAUAGAAUUAGAUGCUGUUAGUCAUGCUUUCCUUAAAAGGGUUAAUGGCACUUGCACUGGGAUUCAGGUUGAGAAGGCGGAAAGUCCCCAAAUUCGAUCUGAAGACGAUAAAACUCAACCGACAGAUGAUGUUGAUGAACGAGACCGUAUAGGGAUCAAUGGAAUCAGUACUGGGCACGUGAAAACAUUCGAUGGCCAAAAUCUAGAUGUCGGUCUGUAUAAGAUGCCAAUACCACAAGAUUUGGAUGUGAUUCACCAGCACCAAAGGCAAAUCGGUGGGUAUAGAUUUCCUAAAUUCGAUAUCCAGAGUUUCACAGGGAAAUCGGAAACGCGAGACCUCAUGAAUCAACAACAUUCACAUGUGCCGAAUGGUCUCGCAUCGUGCAAUCGCCUUACCAAGUUGCAAAUUCAUGAACAAAAAGUAGCUCCAGCUCCAGAAAAACUAGCAACUAAAAGAUGGGUUCAUGGAAGACUGGUUGACAUUGUAGCAGGGAAGUGAGAUGCUGUGUAUUCACAGGAAUAUUGACUAGAAAUAGGCAUUUGGAUCAUCAGGUCGAGUCUAGGUUGCUUGCUCAACAUGUUAAUUCGAUUCCAUUUUUGUGCUCGAGUUAUUAUUUAGUCGGGCUAAGUCAGAAUCAGAUUCAGAUGCUAGACAGCUAACAGAUGAAGUGAAAAUGAUACUCAUCAGCCUCUAAAUUCGUAGCACCAUUCAUGUUUUGUAUUGUAAGUAUUUCACAACUCACAAGCAUGUUUAUUUUCUAAUAAUUUUGAUAGAUAACUGCUAUUAUUGCUGCAGUAAUAUGAAAAACUAGAUCAUGGUUGUUUAUGUAAUACGUCAUUCCCUUUACAAAAUGAUUAAUUACCAUAAACUUAUAUGCAAUGUGAAAUUGUAAAUGAUAUUUAUUACAUCUGUUUUAUAAUACUUGCACUUAUUUA